Messenger RNA from Dendronephthya gigantea, 582 nucleotides. RefSeq lists its product as uncharacterized. The coding region runs from base 16 to 393 and encodes 125 amino acids. The transcript has 6 exons. Lineage: Eukaryota; Metazoa; Cnidaria; Anthozoa; Malacalcyonacea; Nephtheidae. The record is from RefSeq and is a predicted model, not a curated record.
CGUUUAGCCAAUCAAAUGCGGCGUAGGUCAUGUGACUGGGUUGGGAAUUAUUGUGGAAUUGUCUGCGCGUCGGUCAACGAUCAUUUUCAACGCACACCCUCAAGUCGUCGUUUGUAUUCGUAUCGCAGAGAGCUUUUGUCGUUUCCUCAACAAACAAAUAAGAUGAAGACCUCCCUUGUAAUCUUGUGUGUUGUCCUAUGUAUGGUUGUAUAUGUUAACUGCCAAAAUGGUACUACUACUGUUACUGGAGCUGCUCCAGCAAUGAGUCCUAUGGCGUCCUCAUCUGUAGCUCCUACAAACAAAACAACAAAAAAAACAACAAAAUCUGGUGCUGAUAGUGUGAAAUCGAUGUUUGCUGUAGUUGUACCUUUUAUAUAUUUUCUUGUCUGCUGAACUUGUAAUUCUCUAGCGAGAGUUUGAACCACAAUAGCUUGUAUGAUACAAACUUGAGUUUUUAAUAUUGUGCUUGAUAUUAUAUAUACAUAAAUAUAUAUAAAUAUGUGUUCAUAUUAUUGUCAUUUGUGAUAGCAGAAUUAUUACAUAAUCUUUAGUCAUUGGAGAAAAUUACAAGAAAAUACUAAG